AUGACCCACUACAAACUUACCUAUUUCGACGUGCGAGCAAAAGCCGAAUUCAUUCGUCAACUCUUUACCUUGGCUGGAGUCGAUUUUGAGGACAAUCGCAUUCCCGCCGGAUCGGAUGAGUGGCCAGAAUUGAAGAAAAAGAUGACCUAUGAGCGAGUGCCGGUGUUGGAAUUCGACGGGAAACAACUCGCACAGGCGAACGCGAUCGCCAAGUACAUUGCGGCUGAGCACGGUUUCAACGGCUCAAACGCCUGGGAGGCGGCGUUGAUUGACUCGGUGGGCACUCACUACGAGGAUCUCUUCAACGCUUGCAGAGCUUUCUAUUUGGGUUGGCUCAAAUUGAACAAUUUGACAUUGGAGGAUGCCUAUAAAAACUCGGUCGUGCCGGCGAGAGACGCGUUUUACCCACCAAUUUGCAAGUUCUUGCGCGAAAGCAAAUCGGGAUUCAUUAUUGGGGACAAACCCUCGUGGGUGGACCUUUUAGUGGCCGAUCAUUCGGAGACUUUCGUUCGCUACAAUCCCGAUUAUCUCAAGGAUUACCCUGAGGCAAAAGCUCAUUUGGAGAAAGUUCACUCGUUGCCAGCGAUCAAGAAAUGGAUUGAGAAGCGACCAAAUCGCGAGAUU
Mesorhabditis belari is the source of this 624-nucleotide messenger RNA. Lineage: Eukaryota; Metazoa; Nematoda; Chromadorea; Rhabditida; Rhabditidae. The record is from the annotation of a GenBank genome assembly.